AUGCUCAAUGCUAGCUACAUUCUGAUGUCUCUGUUGGAUCAUGUAGAACAUUGCGCAUCUUGCAAUUGCAUCCUCAAUAGGACGAAACUAGACAAUGCCGUCAAGGCACUCAUAAAAGCAGUACCUGGGUCGGAAGAUCGGAUAUCCAGCAUUUUGGUCGAUCUUGGUGGCGAGGACACGGAAACACAACUCGAGCAGGUUCUCGCGGACGCUGUUGCUGCUGCUGGAGGCCCUCUCGAUCACAUUGUUCACAGCGUGAGCAAUAGACGAGGCCCGCUUGUUCCUUUCUCUCCGGUUGACUACAAAACCAUUCAUGGACUGUUUGUUCCGAGGUUUGCUCAGUUGGCGCUUCUCGGAAAGUUGGCCCCUAAAUACAUGAAUGCCAAAGGCACCUCGUCGAUCAUUUUCACUUCUGGUCAUGUCGAAGAUGUGCCAAUGCCAGGCCUGGGUGUUCUCUCUAGCGUUGGCGCUGCCAUUACAGGUAUGGCCAUAGGGCUGGCCGUUGAUAUUAGCCCGAUACGUGUAAAUGCGGUUGCGCCCGGCAUCACUGAGACUCCAAUGGUAAUCGAGGAGACGGGCGAAACAAUGGCGUCUGCAAUAUAUGACCUUGCUUCCAGGCAAUCGUUAGUCGGGAGACCCGGAACAGCAGAUGAGGCUGCCGAAGCCUUUGUGUAUUUGAUGAAGGACACAAAUGCCACCGGUACCUCAGUCAAGUCAUCGGGAGGAUCUAUUAUUCGCUCGGCUUAA
Messenger RNA from Trichoderma harzianum CBS 226.95, 747 nucleotides. RefSeq lists its product as hypothetical. The record is from RefSeq and is a predicted model, not a curated record. Gene Ontology annotation, molecular function: oxidoreductase activity. The transcript is spliced from 2 exons. The coding region runs from base 1 to 747 and encodes 248 amino acids. Lineage: Eukaryota; Fungi; Ascomycota; Sordariomycetes; Hypocreales; Hypocreaceae.